Messenger RNA from Ziziphus jujuba (common jujube), 1930 nucleotides. RefSeq names its product probable protein phosphatase 2C 60. Bases 561 to 1646 code for a protein of 361 amino acids. The transcript has 11 exons. Gene Ontology annotation, biological process: protein dephosphorylation. The record is from RefSeq and is a predicted model, not a curated record. Gene Ontology annotation, molecular function: cation binding; protein serine/threonine phosphatase activity. Lineage: Eukaryota; Viridiplantae; Streptophyta; Magnoliopsida; Rosales; Rhamnaceae.
CGCAACAAAAUUUAUCAUUAAUUUUUAUUUUUUAAUUUUUUAUUUUUAAUUACACUCCGUCAUCUGAAGAGUCAUAUCUUUUCUUCAUUUAUUACUUGUCUUUAUCGUAUCCAUCUGGCUGUCUCAUUUCCUCAAUUUCACUUUUUUUUUUUCUUUUCAUUAUUUUUCCAUCCGUUUCUCGUUUCAUCUUCUUUCAUAUUCCCUUUUUUUUUUUUAUUUUGUUUGGGUCUUCUUGGAAAAAUCUUGGAAUUAAUCAUUUGCUGAUUCUGAAAACCAUCCACUCUGUUUUUUUUUUUUUUUAAUUUUUUUUUUUUAAUAAUCUCAUCUGGGUUCUGAUCCUUAGAGCUACUAUAAGAGUAGGACGGCGUCCCAGCUGGACAUGUAAUAGCACCAAAAUUGUCAACUUUACUGUCUGUCAUUUUGUCAGUUGGCAAGUAAUUAUUCCAAGUUAGCUGCUGGGUCUUUUUUGUUUCUUUGCUAUUAUUGAUUAUACAUUUCUUUUGUUUUCCUAUUUUCUUGUAUUGAAAUUUGAAGCAGCUUUUGGGUUUUUCAAGAUAGAAAUGGGUAUAUAUCUCAGCGCUCCGAAAACUGAAAAAUUCUCUGAAGAUGGUGAGAAUGAUGGACUGAGAUUUGGUUUAUCAUCCAUGCAAGGGUGGCGUGCAACCAUGGAAGAUGCUCAUGCUGCAUAUCCCAAUCUGGAUGCAUCUACUUCAUUCUUUGGUGUUUAUGAUGGCCAUGGAGGUAAGGUGGUUGCUAAAUUCUGUGCCAAGUAUCUCCACCAACAGGUGCUGAAGAAUGAAGCAUAUGCUGCUGGAGAUGUAGGCACUUCUGUUCAAAAGGCUUUCUACAGGAUGGAUGAAAUGAUGCGUGGACAAAGGGGAUGGAGGGAGUUAGCUGUUUUGGGAGAUAAGAUAAACAAGUUUACUGGCAUGAUAGAAGGGCUGAUUUGGUCUCCAAGGAGCAGUGAUAGUAAUGACCAGGUUGAUGAUUGGGCAUUUGAGGAGGGUCCUCACUCUGAUUUUUCUGGCCCAACUUCUGGGAGUACAGCCUGUGUUGCAAUCAUCAGAAACAACCAGCUUGUAGUAGCGAAUGCCGGUGAUUCUCGUUGUGUGAUAUCUAGGAAGGGGCAGGCAUACAACCUGUCACGAGAUCACAAACCUGAUCUUGAGGCUGAGAAGGACAGAAUUUUAAAAGCUGGUGGUUUCAUUCAUGCUGGACGAGUUAAUGGAAGUUUAAAUCUUGCAAGAGCUAUAGGUGACAUGGAAUUCAAGCAGAAUAAAUUUUUGCCAGCUGAGAAGCAAAUUGUAACUGCUAAUCCAGAUAUAAACACUGUUGAACUUUGUGAUGAUGAUGAGUUUAUGGUGCUAGCAUGUGACGGUAUCUGGGAUUGCAUGUCAAGCCAGCAACUUGUAGACUAUAUACAUGAACAGCUAAGAUCAGAAAGCAAACUCUCUGCAGUCUGUGAGAGAGUUCUUGAUAAGUGUUUGGCACCAUCAACAGCUGGUGGUGAAGGAUGCGACAACAUGACGAUGAUCUUGGUGCAGUUCAAGAAAAACAUUCAGUCCACAGCAUCUGCUGAGGAGCAAUCUCCAGAACUGAAAGAAGCCGAGACUGAUUCGAAGCCAGAAGAAUCUGAAUCAAAAUAGUGGCUGCUGUCUACCCACAGAACAGAUCAUGUAAACAAUAACUCUGGCUUAAGAAAGUGAUUACAACAAAUCUUGCUUUAUUCUCAGAUCUGUAAUUGUAGAUGGUUUAGCAUGCAGAUUAUGAAUCAAAUUUUAGGAAAUUUCAUGUUUGUGCCACGUGUGCUUAGGUUUGGAGUAUACUAUAUAUAUGUACAUAUGCGUUUGACGACCAAAGUUUUUGAACAUCAUGUGGACAUGCUGCUCUUUGGGAAACAAUGCAUCAAAGUUUUCGGUAUUUGCCAAAA